This is a messenger RNA of Salpingoeca rosetta, 967 nucleotides long. RefSeq lists its product as uncharacterized. Bases 21 to 908 code for a protein of 295 amino acids. The record is from RefSeq and is a predicted model, not a curated record. NCBI's taxonomy places the organism in Eukaryota, Choanoflagellata, Craspedida, Salpingoecidae. The transcript is spliced from 5 exons.
CUGCUCCAUCGCAGACGAAGAUGGCAGACGAGGAAGCAAGGGCGGCUGCAGUGGUUGUGGCUGGGGAGGACACAGAGUCGGAGACAGAGACGGAGGAAGAAGAGGAACAGGAACAGGUGGAUGAGGUGAAUGAGGUGAGGGGGGAUGUACAAGGGGCAAAGAAGACAACAAAGCAAGCACGGCAGCAAUCAUCAUCGCCUUCGGGUGUUGUACAAGGCGAGGAUUCGGAGUCAGACGAAGAAGAAGACGAAGGCGACGAUGAGGAAGACAAGGGGGACAGGGAAGAAGAUGAGGGUGCACGCGAAACAGACCGCCAGACAACAAGCGACAGUGCACCGGCCAAGAAGGAACGUGUUGCAGACUCAGAAGCUGGCAAGAAAGCCGUUGCCGCCACAGAAUCCGACAGCACCUGCCCAGCGGCCACAGGCGGCGUGCCACAAACAGAGGUAACUGGCGCAUCACCCGUCCGCGAGGCGUACCUCAGAAAACACACGGCUCAGCUGCGGCAGCACGUGACGAAACUGAGCACAUCUCUCUCCAGCAGCGUUCACUCCACCAUCACGGCCACAUCCACCAAGCUCACGAAAGCCCAAAACACAACACAGGACACCAUCACGGCGGUCCGCUCGCUGUCGUCGCAGCUGUCGGACAUCAACACGCAGCUCGACGCGUACCUGCUCGAGCCGUACCUGCCUGCACACUGCACGGUGGAGGUGCACCACACGACCGUUCUCUCCGCAGACCCCGUGCCCUCGUCGCUGUCCACAUCGUCGCGUGUCAGCCGCACCACAUCCGCUCCGAUUACACGUCAUGGCAGUCCACCGCCGCCACCGCAGUCGUCGACAUCGACAUCGACAUCGACAUCGACGGGCGCCGUAUCCGGUGGUCACGUCACCCCGGCAGCAUGACACGUGUGUUGUGUGUGUGUUGUGUUGUGUUGUGUGUGUGUGUGUGUGUGUGUUGUGUG